Cinclus cinclus is the source of this 759-nucleotide messenger RNA. RefSeq names its product fibroblast growth factor 14 (gene FGF14). Gene Ontology annotation, molecular function: fibroblast growth factor receptor binding; growth factor activity. The record is from RefSeq and is a predicted model, not a curated record. The coding region runs from base 1 to 759 and encodes 252 amino acids. The transcript has 5 exons. Gene Ontology annotation, biological process: positive regulation of cell population proliferation; cell differentiation; positive regulation of protein phosphorylation. Gene Ontology annotation, cellular component: cytoplasm. Lineage: Eukaryota; Metazoa; Chordata; Aves; Passeriformes; Cinclidae.
AUGAUAAAACUGGUGCCCCUCUUCAGGAGAACUGAUCUCAAUUUAUUAUUAUGCAACCACAAGGAUCUCCUCUUUCUCAGGGUGUAUAAGCUGCUGGAUUGCUUUUCGCCCAAAUCAAUGUGGUUUCUUUGGAACAUUUUCAGCAAAGGAUCGCAUAUGCUGCAGUGUCUUUGUGGCAAGAGUCUUAAGAAAAACAAGAACCCAACUGAUCCCCAGCUCAAGGGUAUAGUGACCAGGUUAUAUUGCAGGCAAGGCUACUACUUGCAAAUGCACCCCGAUGGAAGUCUCGAUGGAACCAAGGAUGACAGCAGUAAUUCUACUUUAUUCAACCUUAUACCAGUGGGGCUUCGAGUUGUCGCUAUCCAGGGUGUAAAGACUGGGUUGUAUAUAGCCCUAAAUGGAGAAGGUUUCCUCUACACAUCAGAACUUUUUACACCAGAGUGCAAAUUCAAGGAGUCUGUUUUUGAAAAUUAUUAUGUAAUCUACUCAUCCAUGCUCUACAGACAACAGGAGUCCGGGAGGGCCUGGUUCUUGGGGCUGAACAAAGAAGGGCAGGUCAUGAAAGGAAACAGAGUGAAGAAAACAAAACCAGCAGCUCAUUUUCUACCCAAGCCAUUGGAAGUUGCCAUGUAUCGGGAACCAUCUUUGCAUGAUAUUGGAGAAACGGUGCCAAAGGCUGGGGUAACUCCAAGUAAAAGCACAAGUGCAUCUGCAAUAAUGAAUGGCGGCAAACCAGUGAACAAGAGCAAGACGACAUAG